Messenger RNA from Tripterygium wilfordii, 755 nucleotides. RefSeq lists its product as uncharacterized. The coding region runs from base 35 to 454 and encodes 139 amino acids. The transcript is spliced from 3 exons. Lineage: Eukaryota; Viridiplantae; Streptophyta; Magnoliopsida; Celastrales; Celastraceae. Gene Ontology annotation, cellular component: chloroplast envelope. The record is from RefSeq and is a predicted model, not a curated record.
UAAAAAAAAAAAAACAGAGCAGCAUUAGCACACGAUGGGGAAGACGAAGAAGGAGCUGAUGUCGAAGGCCCCGUGGAGGGGAGAUGACGGAGAAGAGGAAAAUACGUUCAAGGACGCCAAACUUAGUGCCACCAACCAGCCCGGUUCCACCCCUGUUAUGCACGUCCCUGGCAAGAAGAAUAAGAAGAAGCCAGUAGACGACGAGGAGGAUGACUUGGAGAUUGAUCCUGAACUCCGUUAUAGCUUCCAACGCAACUUCCAGUUUCUUCAAAGAGUAUUUAGCAUUGACACAAUUGUCAAACCUCUUCCGCCUGCCAUGGCCUACAAUGCUUCCCGCAACCUGAACUUCUUCACUCGUAUUUUCACACAAUUCUUUGAUCCUGAAGGUAUUGCUAAUGCACAAAAAACCCUUGGGUUAGGACAGGAAGAGAGGGAACGUCGUGUCCGAGAUUGAGUGGUGCAUCUCUCCCUUGCAACCGUAAUUUUCUCUGUAAUUGUGUUUUGUUUAUUCAGCUUGGAAAGAUUUGUGGUGGAUGUUUUAUUUUCGCUUAAGAUGAGAUCUUGAUGGGAUAACUGCCUCAUUCUUUUGGGCGGGUUUAAGUCAUUUGGAACACGGGUUCUAUACAUGUAUGCUCUCGUGUGCGCGGACAUCCCCUUCUAUGGGAAACUGGCAAUUGCUUGCAAAUUCUUAUGUUUCCCCUUGUAAGCAUUGUCAUCUAAAUAAGUAUAAUUGAGAGAAGCAAACUAAAUCAUCA